CUUAUCUACUUCCUUCUUGUUUCACCAAAUAUCUUCCAGCAAAAAGGAAGUACGUCUAAAACCGUAACACAUUUAAUACAUUUUUGAUCAAUUUCACUGCCAUGGCAACUCAAACACCCCAUAUCAUCAUUCAUCCGAGUCCUGGUAUGGGUCACCUAAUCCCACUCAUUGAGUUCUCUAAACGACUCGUUCACCACCACAGCUUCACCAUCACCGUCGUUAUCCCCACCGACGGUUCUUCUACAACACUUCAAAAAUCGACGUUAGAUUCCCUUCCGACCUCCAUUGAUUACGUUUUUCUCCCUCCCGUUGAUUUCACCGACCUCCCCGAAGGUACAAAAAUGGAGACUUUGGUCUGUCUAACGAUGCUUCGGUCCCUUCCCUCCUUCAAAAACACCAUGGCGUCGUUGGUUUCGACGAAAAAACUGGUGGCGUUGGUGGUUGAUCUUUUUGGGACCGAUGUGUUCGACGUCGCUAAAGAAUUUAACGUCUCGCCGUACAUAUAUUUUCCGUCUACGGCUAUGCUUUUGUCUUUGUUUCUUUAUUUGCCGGAGCUUGACCGGACGGUUUCGUGUGAGUAUAGGGAUUUACCCGAACCGGUGAGGAUACCUGGGUGCAUACCGGUAAACGGGAAAGACUUGUUGGACCCGGUUCAAGACCGGAAAAAUGAAGCUUAUAAAUUGGUUCUUCAACAUGCGAAGAGGUAUAGGUUGGCUGAUGGGAUUAUAGUGAACAGUUUCAUGGACAUGGAAAGAGGAGCCAUUAAAGCUUUGUUAGACCGGACAGAACCGGAUAAACCGCCGGUUUAUCCAGUUGGUCCACUUGUUAACAUGGGUGACGGGUCAGGUUCGGAUUCGGAUUGUUUGAAGUGGCUCGACGAUCAGCCGGACGGGUCUGUUUUAUUCGUCUCGUUCGGUAGCGGCGGAACCUUAUCGUCGAACCAGUUAAACGAGUUGGCUCGGGGAUUAGAACUCAGUGAGCAACGAUUUUUGUGGGUGGUGAGAAGCCCAAACGACAAGUCGGCUAACGCCAAUUACUUCGCCGUGCAAAGCCAAAACAACCCUUUCGAUUUUUUACCCAAAGGGUUCCUCGAGAGGACGAAAGGCCGUGGCCUGGUGGUGCCGUCGUGGGCGCCGCAAGCUCGUGUGCUUAGCCACCGUUCAACUGGCGGGUUUUUGACCCAUUGCGGGUGGAAUUCGACGCUCGAAAGCGUCGUCAAAGGGCUACCGCUGAUCGCGUGGCCGCUUUACGCCGAACAGAAAAUGAACGCCGUCAUGUUAACAGAAGAUAUCAACGUCGCAUUGAGGCCAAAACCCGAUGAAAAUGGGUUGAUUUCCGGCGACGAGAUCGCUAAGACCGUUAAUGGUUUAAUGAAAGGUGAAGAAGGGAAAAUUGUUCGAAGGAGAAUGAAGGAUUUGAAAGAAGCAUCGGCCAAGGUGCUUAGUGAAAAUGGGUGUUCCACCAUCGCACUCUCUAAGGUAGUUACCAAGUGGAUCGAGAAAACUGGGAUUUAAACUCUGAAAAUAUAUUACGACUACCAUUAUAAAUUUAAAAAUAUUAUUUUUUAUGGACCAUAAUAUAUUAUUUUAAAAAUAAUUAGAUUAUGUGAAUCGACAUAAUUGUUAUUUAAAUAAAAAAUAUUUUAAUUCUGAUUUAA
Gossypium raimondii (Peruvian cotton) is the source of this 1657-nucleotide messenger RNA. RefSeq names its product hydroquinone glucosyltransferase. Gene Ontology annotation, molecular function: UDP-glycosyltransferase activity. The transcript has a single exon. The record is from RefSeq and is a predicted model, not a curated record. The coding region runs from base 102 to 1514 and encodes 470 amino acids. Lineage: Eukaryota; Viridiplantae; Streptophyta; Magnoliopsida; Malvales; Malvaceae.